Messenger RNA from Punica granatum (pomegranate), 1010 nucleotides. NCBI's taxonomy places the organism in Eukaryota, Viridiplantae, Streptophyta, Magnoliopsida, Myrtales, Lythraceae. The record is from RefSeq and is a predicted model, not a curated record.
AUCUUUGUAACAAAUGCAGAAGGCCAGGCCACUUUGCUCGAGACUGCUCCAACACGACUGUUUGCAACAAUUGUGGGCUUCCCGGGUGAGAUGCAGUUUAUUUCUAUCUCCCAAAGAAAGAACUCAUGAAAUUGGUUGUAUGCUAUAUCCAGUUUCUCUCUGAUUAUUAUUUUGUUAUUUACAUUAGCCAUAUUGCUGCUGAGUGCAAUUUGACCACAAUGUGCUGGAACUGCAAGGAGCACGGUCACAUGGCCGGCCAGUGCCCGAAUGACCCAGUCUGUCAUCUGUGCGGGAAGUCGGGCCACCUUGUGCGGGACUGCCCAGGCUCGGGGCAGCCUGCCCAUGAUUCGAGGCUCUGCAACAACUGCUACAAGGCGGGACAUUUGGCCGCUGAAUGCGCCAAUCAGAGGGCCUGCAACAACUGCCACGAGCCUGGCCAUCUUGCCCGGGAUUGCCCAAAUGAGCCAAUCUGCAAUAUGUGCAGCAUCUCAGGCCACGUGGCCCGCAAUUGCCCCAAAUCAGGCUUGCAGUCUGAGAUUGGUGCCACGUUCAGGGCCAUUAGGUGCCGGAACUGCGGCCAGUCAGGCCACAGCAGCCGAGACUGCGCGUCCAUCGUCAUCUGUACUAAUUGCGGGGGAAGAGGCCACGAGGCUUACGUUUGCCCUUCAGCCCGAUUGGUUGAACGUGGGCCUCGGAGAUACUAGUGCCCGGAGGCUUACUGCCAUUUUGGUUCUUUUUGAUUACGGGCUCCAACAACCAUUUGGGCCACUAAUAGGGAGCCCCUAGCCGAGCUCCCCCUAGAGCAAGGGGAGCCGAUAGAGAUAACCAAAAAAACUUUGUUAUUUACUCAAUUUUUUAGAAGAAUUUUUUAGAAGAGACUUUCAUUAUUUUAUUAGUUUUGAUGGACUAAAUGGCUGUCACCACGCGUAGUUAGCCCCACACACACACAUACAUACAUAUAUAUAUAUAUAUAUAUAUAUAGUUACGUGAUUGGUAUUAGGAAGUUUCAG